This is a messenger RNA of Fonsecaea erecta, 567 nucleotides long. RefSeq lists its product as hypothetical. The transcript has a single exon. The record is from RefSeq and is a predicted model, not a curated record. NCBI's taxonomy places the organism in Eukaryota, Fungi, Ascomycota, Eurotiomycetes, Chaetothyriales, Herpotrichiellaceae. Bases 1 to 567 code for a protein of 188 amino acids.
AUGAAUGCCUGCGAGGCGAGCAACUUUGACUACUUCCGGCGCGUGUGCGCGCGCGAUUUUGCCCUGUACUUCGAGAGUCCCUGGUGGGAGGGCGUCGUGCUGCGCUACGCCCACGCCGAGCCCAGCAUCUUCCACGCCGCCUUGUCGAUCAGCGUCAUGAGCCGGACCAAUUACCACCCGCCGAGUCCAGCGAGUCCGUUGUCGUCAUCGUCGUCAACGUCGUGGGACCAUCGUUAUCCAGGCCAACCCCACCCCCUCCACAACGCCGACCUCGACUCCGCCGCCGAGUACUGCCUGGCGCAGUACCUCCUGGCGAUCCGGCAGCUCAACGCCCGGCUGGACAGCUCGGUCGCGAGCGUCGAGCUGGCCGCCUUCGCCAGCAUCCUGUUCGUCUACAUCGAGGGCAUGCACGGGUCGACGCGGUCCAUGCACAUCCACCUCCGGGGCGGCCUGGCGCUCGUGCGGACCCUCGACGCGCGCAUGUCCCCCAACGUCGGGCAUCUCGGGUGGGCUCUGCGGCAGAUUCGGGAACAGGUCGAGCAGAUCGAGGCACGCGAGGGGACUUAG